AUGUCAGGGCGAAGUAAAGUAUCGGUGCAGCCGAUCAACAUCAUCUUCCGCCAUUUGCAGCAGCAGACAAGGGUGUCACUCUGGCUCUACGACAAUGUCGACUUUCGCAUCGAGGGCAAGAUCAUUGGCUUUGACGAAUUCAUGAACGUCACAUUGGCGGAUGCAGAAGAAGUAUGGACAAAGAAGGACAACAAGCGCGUAGAGCUCGGCCGCAUCUUGUUGAAAGGAGAUAACAUUACUCUCAUUCAACCGGCAAAGUGA
Kalmanozyma brasiliensis GHG001 is the source of this 261-nucleotide messenger RNA. RefSeq names its product Ribonucleoprotein LSM domain protein. Gene Ontology annotation, cellular component: U4 snRNP; U2 snRNP; U5 snRNP. The record is from RefSeq and is a predicted model, not a curated record. The coding region runs from base 1 to 261 and encodes 86 amino acids. NCBI's taxonomy places the organism in Eukaryota, Fungi, Basidiomycota, Ustilaginomycetes, Ustilaginales. Gene Ontology annotation, biological process: spliceosomal snRNP assembly; mRNA splicing, via spliceosome. Gene Ontology annotation, molecular function: RNA binding. The transcript has 3 exons.